This is a messenger RNA of Gossypium arboreum, 915 nucleotides long. RefSeq lists its product as uncharacterized. Bases 1 to 915 code for a protein of 304 amino acids. NCBI's taxonomy places the organism in Eukaryota, Viridiplantae, Streptophyta, Magnoliopsida, Malvales, Malvaceae. The transcript has 3 exons. The record is from RefSeq and is a predicted model, not a curated record.
AUGGAGAAUCAGUUUUUCAGCAACCAAAAUGCACCGAUUCAAUUAUUUGCUGAGUUAGCUGGUGUGGAGGAAACUGAAGAUGCCACUCUAGGUGAAGAAGAUGGAGCUCAAGAACCGUGUAUGGUGGUUCCGGUAUCAUACGUUGGUAGUCAAUCAACUAUACAUGGGACCGGCAUUGAUCUUAAUGCUGCACCCGAAACUGUUGUGGUUGGUGAUGAUGUAUACCAUAAUAGUGAUCCUUCUGAUUAUGAAGUCGAUAGUGAAAGUGAUCCCGACGUGGAUGAGGUCCCGGAUGAUAUUGACGAUGAAGGCGUGAAUGAGGAAGUAAAUGUUAAUGCAUAUUCAGUCGGGAACCAGAUUCGUCGUAUUGUGAUACAUAAUAAUCCUGGGGCACACAUGUCUCGGAUAGACCCCGAUGCGACGCAUGUAGCAGAGUUUCCAGAGUACCCUGAAAUACAAUCUGCUCAUCAGAUGGCCGUAUAUUCUGAUCCUGAGGAGUUGUUCGUGGGCCAGAGAUUCGAAAAUAAAGAAGAGUGCAAGUCAGCAGAAGGCUGCAAUUGGCGGAUACGAGCUGCAUUUAUCCAAAAGUCGCAGAUGUGGGAGAUACGAAAAUUUGUUGGGCCUCACACAUGCACUUCAUCACGUAUGAAAGAAGAUCACCGAAAACUUGAUUCCAAAACUAUCUGUACGCGCAUCAUGCCAAUGGUUGAAGACAUGCCGACCAUUAAGGUUUCGGUACUGAUUGCUGAAAUACAAGCACGAUUCCAGUAUCGAGUGUCAUACCGGAAGGCAUGGAUAGCUAAACAGAUGGCAAUGGAGCAAUUGUACGGAGAUUUCGAUGCAUCAUAUAAUGAGUUGCAGGAAUGGAUUGCCGCUAUGAGGGAGUACAUACCGGGGACUACCAUUAAGUUGUAG